Messenger RNA from Liolophura sinensis, 4684 nucleotides. RefSeq names its product cytochrome P450 2J4-like. Gene Ontology annotation, biological process: hormone biosynthetic process; progesterone metabolic process. The record is from RefSeq and is a predicted model, not a curated record. Gene Ontology annotation, molecular function: steroid 17-alpha-monooxygenase activity; iron ion binding; heme binding. Bases 152 to 1672 code for a protein of 506 amino acids. NCBI's taxonomy places the organism in Eukaryota, Metazoa, Mollusca, Polyplacophora, Chitonida, Chitonidae. The transcript is spliced from 6 exons.
GAUUCUAGUCUGCCGGUCUAACAGGAGUUAGGACGUGGGAACAUCCAGCUUGGUUCUAUCCUUCUGUUCAGCAGUGAAACUAUAGUGUUCGCCGUUAGCCAGUAUUAAACGCGUUACUCAUCGCGGAUCGACAAUAAGAAGAGCCAAAACUAUGAACAUGGGUACAGAUCUUAUUUACAUGAUGAUAAUUUCUGGACUGUUGUUUCUUCUAGUUCUCUGGGUGACUAGGAUGUCGAGAAAUUCUCGACUUCCGCCUUCGCCACCUGGCUAUCCUUUGUUCGGAAACUGGUUUGAGUUGGAUUUCGAACGAAUGCACCUCAAGUUCAACGAGUGGUCGAAAAAAUACGGUGACAUAAUGUCUUUUCAUGUCUUCACUGACACUGUCAUAAUUCUUCAAGGAUUUGAAGUUCUCCGAGAAGCAUCGUUAUCUCCGGAAGUAGCUGAAGCAUUUUCCGGCCGACAGCGGAACUUCUCCGGCAGUUACGUUUUGCCUAAUGACGUCAUCUUCCAGGCCUGGAAUGAGAAGACGAGUCAUCUAAAGAAAGUUUUGACGAAAGGCAUGCGGUUGUAUGGAAAUGAUCUGAGGGCUGCCGAACCGCUUAUUCUCAAGGAAGUGCAAACAGUGGCGCGCAAUUUCCAUUCACGCAAUGGCGAAGCAUUUUCUCCCUUUGAAGACAUCAAUAAUUUUCUUUGCCGUAUAAUCAUGAUUUUGGUGACAGGAAGAGAACUGCCGACCAAUAACCCCUCGGUGAAGCUGAUCAAUAAAGUAGAUGCAAACUUGAGCUAUCUGUCUAAUCCCGGCAUAAAUACAAUGAUGAUGCUGUUUCCAUGGAUACGACAUCUUCCUUGUGAGAGCGGAAGAAGGUACCAGCAAAUAAAAAGGGACAUCAAAGAGCUAAAAGAUUUAAUGCUGAAAGAUGAACAGGGGUCCAAGAGUGAAGGUGAGAUCCGCGGCUUGCUGAGCCACUUACGUCAUACACAGGGGCAAUGUGACGUCAGCAAGGAAAACUACAUCACCGAUGACAACAUCGCCGAUAUACUGAUAGAUAUAUGCGCUGCAGGAGUACAAAGCACGAAGAUGUUCUUGCUAAUGUUGAUACUGGUGCUCGUACAUCACCCGGAAAUACAGCGAGAGAUCCAGGCUGAGAUAGACCGUGUACUGGGGACUGACCGUGAGCCCAGAAUGAACGACCGUAAAGACAUGCCCUACACAGAGGCCACUAUGAUAGAGGUGUUUAGAUUCCACUCAACGCUGCCUAUAUCUGUUCCAGGAACGACGGUCAAAGAUGUCACCUUUCGAGGGUAUCAUAUCCCAAAGGGCAGUCAGAUAUUAAAGAACUUCUGGACUAUACACCACGAUGAAACUUUUUGGGACGAGCCUAGUAAAAUAAAGCCUGACAGGUUUUUAGACGAACACGGGAAGCUUCUUCCGAUUGACCAUCCGAAAAGGAAACGUAUACUUGCUUUUAGUCUUGGGAAGAGGAUAUGUCCUGGCGAAGCCUUCUCUAAGCACAGAAUCUUUCUCUGGAUAGCCUAUUUGCUUCAGCGAUACACCUUUCUGCCUGGCACCAGUAUGGAAGAGUUACCAGUCCUGUCACCACUGAAUUUCGAGUCAGGCAUUGUCCAGGGGGUGAAGCACUUCACCAUGCGCGUAAUACCCAGACAGCAGUGAAUAACUGCCGGCUACUCUUAGUAUCAUUUCCGUGCAGUUAAGAACAUGUUGCUCAUUGAAUACGAGCUGUUAUUGGACUUAUAGCAUAAAUAUUUGGCAUAAGUCGGAUAGCUGUGUUGACUUACAUGACCAGGAUUUCUUUGAUUUGUCAUACAUCCGGUGGAUGAAUCCCGGUGGCCGGCUGGUUCGAGUGUUCCAAGGCCGUUGAUUCAACGGCACUAACCGGGAACGUGGAACGUUUCAACUACACCGGUGUCGACCGGCGGUGGGCCGCCAACGUUACACUGUCCGCUGAAUAAGAAUCAAGCUUUACCUAGUAAUAUUGUUACCCUCGACAUGCAGGGACACCAAGUGAACAAACUGCGUGCGUUUCAUGUGAAUCCCAAUCAAGACGCAGUCUACACCAACAUGAUGUAAAACUGACAAAAACAUCUGAAACGUGUGUAUAUAAUUCGAAAGCAAGUUAAUGCCGUAAAUUGCAGCUACUCUUGUCUGUACUGUAUUUUUUACGUCUUCUCCAUUUGUCUUUUUUCUCAGCAAAAAUAUUAUGUGUGUAUGCAAUAGUAUGUGUAUAUUUUAUACGAGAUUAUCUGCGAUUUUGUUUUUAAUUCUAUAGUUUUAAAGUGUGCAUGUGCUUUAGUGUGCUCGUGUUAUUUGGAGGGACGUUAUUCUUCUGGAUAAGUUGUUCAUUACCUAGAUCUGCCUUCUCGAUCAAACUGUGCCUCUUUUGGGUUAAUCUCUCACAUUACACCAUUGAUCCUGCGUUCUCUCACAUUACAGCAUUGAUUCUGUGUUCUAUCACAAUACAGCAUUGAUUCUGUGUUCUAUCACAAUACAGCAUUGAUUCUGUGUUCUCUCACAUUACAGCAUUGAUUCAGUGUUCACUCACGUUAGAGCAUUGAUCGAGUCUUCAUGUGAAGAUUCUUCCCUCAAGAAAAACUAGCCUUAAGUAAAAGCUAACUUUUGUAAUACCAGUACAACACAAAUCUGAGUUAACACUCAUUUAAUUGACAGUUCCAUCAUAGAAUUGAAUUUAAAAAUUUUUAACUGAAUAUUUAUUCACGAAAUGUAAAUAUAUGAACAAUGACAGAUUAUCUCAUAAAAUGCGGAAAUAAACUCCAAGGGACUUGUUUAAUUCCUGACUAAGAAUAAUAAUACAUGGUUGGUGAGGAGCGAUUGUUAGUGAAUAAUUAUAACAAAAUAACAAGAAAGAAGUUAAUUAGAAAACCUAUAAUCACCUAAGUUAAAUACACUGUAGUGUGAAUAAUAUUUUGCGUCACACCUUCUGUGUCAUAGAGUAUAUGACUAAUGCGAAUCAAAUAUAUUUAAUUUUAAAAAAUUUAACCUGGAUUUGAAUAAUGACGUGGCAUUGAUUACCUUUAGGCUUGGAUGAAGCCUUAUCCACUCUCUUGAUAUGGGAAUUUCAGGAAGUUGUACAAAAUAACCAGUUAUUUUUUGUUCGAAUGUGUUAGAUGAUGCCAAUAUUUCUGGAUACUUUCCUACUUAUAAGGUUAAUAUGUAAUGUCCCAGACAGCCUUGAAUUAAAAUAAACUCCCAAGUGUUCUUGUAGGUUGGCUAUUUCAACCCAUGCAAAUACAACGCUGGCGGAAGUGCCCUAUUUUUGGGUGCAUUGAUAUGCAUGCAUUUUGAUAAAGGAUUUGAUCUUAUAGUUCACCACAAUCAGCCUCAAAUGCAAAGCUCCAAGCUUGAAGGAAACACCUAUCCAAGUAGGGUGUUCUAAUACGGCCUACAAAUGCAGUACAGUUAGAUACGUAUCUUGUGUUCAGUUGUUAGCAUGUCAUAAUAUAAGAUUAUAUCAGCAUGUUAGUAUAACAGAUUAUCUUAGUAUAUAGGUCUGAAUGGAUAUAUGCGGUCAUUGCAUUUAUAACAACUGUAGAAAACAACGCAUCGGCCAAAAGAACGGACCUCUGUCCUGGGCUGACUGUCCGAUCCCUCAAAUAACCCGCACAUUUGGUAAUGAGAAGUCGUCACCACCGCCUUCCUUCUAAACAUUUCCUUUUGAAAGAUUAAAAAUGGAAAUCAAUGGUUUGAUGGAAAUGGUAUCGUAUUUAUCGAGUACCAUAUUUUCAUUUACCCCUACACGUAUAAGCAGUCGGUACCAUAUUGUCAAUCGCUCCUACACGUAUAAGCAGUCUGUACCAUAUUUUCAUUCACCUCUACACGUUUGAGCAGUCGGUAUCAUAUUGUCAAUCACUCUUGCACGUAUAAGCAGUCGAUAUCAUAUUGUCAAUCGCUCCUACACGUUUAAGCAGUCAGUACCAUAUUUUCAUUCACCCCUACACGUAUAAGCAGUCGGUACCAUAUUGUCAUUCACCCCUACUCGUAUAAGCAAUCGGUACCAUAUUGUCAUUCACCCCCACACGUAUAAGCCAUCGGCUCCAUAUUUUCAUUCACCUCUACACGUAUCAGCAGUCGGUACCAUAUUUUCAAUCACCCAUAAACAUAUACGCAUCCCCCACUUAUUGCCACUCACUCGAAAUGACCAGUGAUUACUGGUCACGGCGUGCAAUUGUUUUUAUCUUACUUUAGAAGCAGAAGUUUUGCACUUUCAUCUUAGAUAGAUAUGCUAUUUUGAAAUACAUGUAUGAGAUCAAAAUUCGCUGAACGAAGACAAAGUGAUUCCAUUCGGGAUAUGGUUCUCUGGAUGCGGUGUGUUUGCAUGUGUUCGUAAUAACCUCUUAUACGCUUCAUGAGGCGGAUCGAAUUGAAGAUAAGGUUUCUGCACAUCCCCCCCUCAGGCAGUUUACUUAAUAUGCUUAACAAGUAAUUAGGUUCUCGUACACCCAGACAGUAUAUUUGUAUAAGCUUUUCAGCCGAGUGCAUACGUUUAGUUGAUGAGAGUAUUCUAUAAGGCACGCUGCGUACAGUGUUUGCCACGCUGCCAGGUGUGUACAUCUGACCCCGUAUAGUUUUGUCUUCCCCCCCAUAAUUACACGUCGUUGUAUAGCCUCUUAAAUAAAGAAUGAGGAUUCAGCACACCUCUAAAUAGUU